AUCAUAUGACUUUUUUUUUUUAAGUGUAUUUACAGCUUCUGGACACUAGAAAAGACCUGUGGAAUGCUGCAGUGAAGCCUUAGAUUUUUCCUGAAGUCAUAUCAGCUUCUGUUGCAAUCAUCCAUUGUUAUUUUAAGCCAAUGGGAAGGUAAUGAUUAAAAGCAGUAAUGCUGAUAAAAACUGCAUGUUGUAUAACUCGAGUCAAAGGUCAUCAUGUGAGUUGGGAACAGGGAGAGAAAGAAAGAAUUUAGCUCACAUUGUAAACAAAGACAUAGCCCUUGUAGGCCACUUACAGUAGCAUAUUAAUAAAGAAAGAGAAGGGGAAAACCAUGAUGAGGACUGGUGGAUGUAAAAACCUGAUGACAUGCAAGGAGGAACCUUUGGACCCAAAAAAGGCUGGAAGGAUACAGAGCCUAGAAGUGGAUUGCAGUCCCCCAUUAUUGCUGAAUUUUGCUCUUGCACUGCAACAUGUGCUGGUACUGUCCUCCUUGUGUGCCUUGGUUGUGGGUACACUAAUUCAGGAAGAAGGCAAGGAAAGAAUAGUGGCCUUUGUGCUCUUUUACUCAGGCAUAUCUACACUACUGCAGAGCUACAUUGGAUCACGGUUGCCACUGAUCCAGGCUCCAUCCCUGGACUUUCUCAUCCCUGCCAUAGCCCUGCUUACCACACAGUCAGGGACUCCUGAAGCCUGCAGGGGACAGUGUACUGAGCCAGAGGAGACUGUGGCCCCAGCACACCCAAUAAGAGAGUUGAGAGGCAUGACUGUAGUUACAGGUAUGGUACAGUUGGCAGUGGGUUUGACUCAUCUGAGUGGGUUUGCACUAGGACACUGUGGACCAUUAGUCCUGGCCCCACUCCUCUGCAUGCUGGGUUUCUCCAUCUACAGGGAGGCAGCUCUGCUUUGUUCCGAUCACUGGGGCAUGGCUGCACUAGCAGUUGUUCUUACAGUGAUCCUGUCUCAGCACCUACACUCUUUUCUGCGGCUGUCUGUGUUUUCAGUAUGCAGGAGACUCUCUGUACUUCUGUCUGUGAUGGUGACGUGGGGUGUUUGUGCUGCUCUGGUGCAGUGGGGACAUGUCCAUCUUAUAUCUGUGACCCAGAUGCUCUCAACAAAGAGAAUUCUAAAUGCCACCGUCAUUCAUUCAUCUGACAUCACCUUUCCUGAUGACUCUGCACCCUGGCUGGACUUCCCCCUUCCUGCUUCAGCACUCCCCCUGCUGUCUGGAAAAAGCAUUGCAGCAGGAGUGGCUGGAGGCCUGUCUGCUAGUAUUAGCUCUCCAGCUGUGUAUGUGGUAGCAGCUCGGCUCCUGAAGGCUCCAGUGCCCCCAGCACAUGCCUGUAACAGGGGCCUGUGUGUGGAUGGACUAGGAAGUCUGCUCGCUGGCCUAAUGGGGGCGCCAGUAGGACUGUGCAGCAGUGUGCCUAAUGCAUGUGUUAUCGGACUCAGCCAGUCUGGGUCCCGGAGAACAGUGCAGCUUGCUGGGGUGUUCUUGUUAAUUCUGGGUGUGUCUCCACAGCUUGCUCAAAUACUCUUCUCAGUCCCUCUGGCCAUCCAUGGUGCUAUGCUUUGCGUGACCUACGCACUUGCCAUAGGAACAGGCAUAACUUAUUUCCAACAUGCCGAUGUGGACUCAGGACGCAACAUUUUCAAUAUCGGCUUCACUGUGUUCAUGUCAGUAGCACUGCCACGCUGGUUCAGUCUUCACUCAAAUUUUAUCCACACAGGUGCACCCAGUGUUGAUGUUCUUCUCCAGUCUCUUUUAACCUUACCCGUUUUCUUUGUGGGGGUUUUGGCUUUUCUUCUAGAGCACACUGUGUCAGGAACUUUGUCUGAGAGGGGUCUUGUGCGACAUGAAAGCACAAAGAUUCUCUCUCUCGCUGAUCAGCAGCAAGGAUACAGCCACAGCCCAGACGGCAUAUAUGACCCACCUUCCUCUGUGAUAAAAGUCCUGAACCUGCCUGGUUUAAGAACUAUCCCCUUCUGUGCCUGCAGAAUCCCACCUGUUGAAGAGGUGGUAGUAACAGUAGCAGAGAUGUCUAGCUUGUUACCUGACAAGGAUGCUGGUGUUGGCAGCGGCUGAAUUGCAGCUCAAUCCGUCUUGUAUUCAAGUUUUCAAAUUGUAUUUAAAUGGUCAAAUGCUUUUUUUAAAUGGCCAAAAACUG
This is a messenger RNA of Myxocyprinus asiaticus (Chinese sucker), 2163 nucleotides long. Its product is annotated as solute carrier family 23 member 3-like. The record is from RefSeq and is a predicted model, not a curated record. The transcript is spliced from 12 exons. Gene Ontology annotation, molecular function: transmembrane transporter activity. NCBI's taxonomy places the organism in Eukaryota, Metazoa, Chordata, Actinopteri, Cypriniformes, Catostomidae. Gene Ontology annotation, cellular component: membrane. Gene Ontology annotation, biological process: transmembrane transport. Bases 330 to 2081 code for a protein of 583 amino acids.